Molecule: messenger RNA, 375 nt
Organism: Pleurotus ostreatus (oyster mushroom)
Lineage: Eukaryota; Fungi; Basidiomycota; Agaricomycetes; Agaricales; Pleurotaceae
Exons: 4
Coding region: 1-375 (124 amino acids)
Molecular function (GO): oxidoreductase activity
Source: RefSeq, a predicted model, not a curated record
AUGGCUAUCCGUGUCACCCUGCUGCUCAAGAGGAAACCCGGGAUGACCCGGGCGCAAUUCAAUGAAUACUGGGGGACACACCACGCACGGAUAUUCACCGGGCUGAAGGCUGUAAGGGCUAACCUCGUUCGCUAUAACCAAUUUCAUAUUCUUCCGGAGGAGUCCAACUGUCUUGCGAAUGUCGGAUGGCGGGCGGCACCAUACGAUGGUGCCGCUGAUUUCUUUGUGGAGAAGCUCGAAGAUUUAUUGUCUUUAUUCGGCGGUGAAGAGUACCAGAAGGCUGCUGUGCCGGACGAGGUCCAAUUUCUUGAUAGAGGAUCAGUAGAAGUCCUCGUAGGAAGAGAUCAAGUAAAGUACUCAAAGGAGACGCCCUAG